AUGUCCGAUCCAGCACAAGGGCCUAAAGGCCCUGCUGAUGAUCCUAAAGAAGCAGGGUCAUCAGUGACAUUACCAUUUGAUCCUGGGUGCAAUGAUGUUAACGUAGUAAAACAGUAUGCCCUUUUAGGUACCCUUGGAGUAGGCUCGUUCGGCAAAGUAAGACUUGGAGUUCACUGUGAUACCGGGCAAAAAGUUGCUGUGAAAAUCAUACACAAGGAUCAUAACAUGAAAGCUGCUCAUCUUAGUAGACUAGGUUGCGAAAUCCGUGCAAUGUCAGGAAUGCGACACCCCAAUGUAAUAUACGUACAUGAACUUAUCGAUACUCCUACCACAUUAUUUAUCAUAAUGGAAUAUGUCGAGGGAAAGGAGCUAUUUGAUUAUAUAUCGCAAAGUGGGCGUAUGAGUGAAGCUGAAGUUAUACGAAUAAUGCGCCAGAUACUUUCAGCCGUAGACUUUUGCCACAAUAAGAUGAUAUGCCAUCGAGACCUCAAGCCUGAAAACAUAAUGUUAGAUAGGCAGAAGAAUAUAAAAUUAGGUGACUUCGGGCUGUCGAAUUUCAUGCGUGAAGGAGAAUGUCUAAGGACUCCAUGCGGAUCGCCGAACUAUGCAUCCCCAGAGGUAAUCUGUGGGAAAAGCUAUUCGGGUCCAGAAAUUGACAUUUGGUCAUGUGGCGUAAUAUUAUACGUACUGCUCUGCGACUGUCUGCCAUUUGAUGACGACGAAAUGACUAUAUUAUUUUUAACGAUAAAACAAGGACGAUAUCAUGUACCAAGCCAUUUAUCUACUGACGCACGUUUUUUGCUCCAAAGGAUGCUAGAUGUAAACCCGUCAUCCCGGAUAACUAUGCGUGAACUUAUGUCACAUCCGUGGUUCAUUGGUUGUAAUUAUGCAAGUAGUAGACCGGGGGACUACAUAUCUGGAUUCAGCGACCCUGAGUUGGUAUUCCCUAGAAUAUUGGGAACUGCUGACGGUGGAUUUGGUAUGCUGAAGAUGUCAAAACCGAAAGAUAAUGAUAUGAUAUCAGCGAGUAUGGUGGCACUUCGGUGUAACAAAUUUUCGCCACGCUGGUCAAUGGGCGUAACUGGCUUUGUGUCCGAAUCACAGUGCAUUAGGCUGGUGUUGGAUAUUUUAAUAGAUAUGGGCUACAAAUGGGCAUUAGUCCCGGCUUUCAAGCUGUUUUGUCGUCGAGAUGAACAGCCUGGGGAGGCAGUGCCACCCCUUUUUGCAAUGCAGAUCUACAAAAUGAAGUACAGAUAUUACAUUUUGGACGUACGUUUGGAUACUGGUUCGAUUAUGCCAGCAUUACACGAGGGUGUUGCCCUCGUAUCGAAGCUCAAACGUGGUUUAAAAAUGGCUUCACUGUAA
Molecule: messenger RNA, 1365 nt
Organism: Babesia sp. Xinjiang
Lineage: Eukaryota; Apicomplexa; Aconoidasida; Piroplasmida; Babesiidae
Product: 5'-AMP-activated protein kinase catalytic subunit alpha-2
Exons: 7
Coding region: 1-1365 (454 amino acids)
Biological process (GO): protein phosphorylation; intracellular signal transduction
Cellular component (GO): cytoplasm
Molecular function (GO): ATP binding; protein serine/threonine kinase activity
Source: RefSeq, a predicted model, not a curated record